This is a messenger RNA of Lichtheimia ornata, 4464 nucleotides long. RefSeq lists its product as uncharacterized. Gene Ontology annotation, molecular function: DNA binding. The coding region runs from base 1 to 4464 and encodes 1487 amino acids. Gene Ontology annotation, biological process: transcription initiation at RNA polymerase III promoter; 5S class rRNA transcription by RNA polymerase III. The transcript has 17 exons. The record is from RefSeq and is a predicted model, not a curated record. Gene Ontology annotation, cellular component: transcription factor TFIIIC complex. NCBI's taxonomy places the organism in Eukaryota, Fungi, Mucoromycota, Mucoromycetes, Mucorales, Lichtheimiaceae.
AUGAAGAAGUUGAUUGCUUCUAUUGAGGAGCAUGUCGCUUUCUAUGGACCUAAUGGUUGCGACGUCGAGUCAUUGUGGCCCGUUAUGCAAGCGAUCGAGGCGACAAAGUCAAAGUGUUGGCGUGUCUUGGUUGGAAUGAAAUCGCUCGAGUUUUAUAACGACAACCAAAAGCUCGAUCGACCACGCGAUAUGAAACUUGAACACGCUGACAGUAUACGAGUUGUUGCCCCCGCCGAGCUUCGUAAAAAGGUCCUUUUGCGAUAUGCACCGCAGCAGAAUCCAAAUCUUACACUCAAUGCGAACCAGUUUGCUGUACUCGACAAGAUUGCAAACACACGGCGUGAUGGCAUCCUUCAAAUUCAAGUUGCACGUGAACUUGGUGUGGAUUCUCGGGCUGUGUAUCCAGUCAUCAAGCGUUUGGAGGAACAUGGAUUAAUCAUCAAAACACGUGUAUCCACCAACAAGACAUGGACGAAUCUUUUACAUCAUAUUCGAUUUUCACCGGAUGAGAUGGUCACUACGCCUACAAUGGAUCUCCAAGGCAUUAUUCACUAUGAUACGCUGCAAAAGCAAUUGGUCAAUGUGCUAUCCGAAGCAAAAGACGACAUGAUUCCCAUGGCUGAAUUAUUCAAGAUAUUUGGUUUUACGACAAAGCAGCAGAAAAAGUGGAUGAGUCGAUUCUUUGUGCGUGCCAUUGAGGAAGGAUACAUUGAAAAGAAGCGAUUGGUGAUUGAUGGCAUCAAGACUGUUUGCAUCAAAUUGCUGCAUUCACCCAUCCAAAAAGAAGAGCAAGAAGCCGCGCCCAAGCCAGAAGAAGAUACUGAAUCAUCCAGCUCAAAGAAGAGGAAGCGACAAUAUGGCCAGCUUUAUGGAAAGGAGUUGCAAGAUCGCAUUGUGCAAGUGAUUGGUGAAGCAAAUGACAAGGGAAUGACACGUAGGCAAGUGGAGCAUGCCCUUCCAGAAGCUACACCAAGUGCCAUCAAACACUUUCUCAAAAGCAUCAUCAGCAUGAACAAUGACAACGACAAGGAUCAGCAGCUUUUUCAUGUCAUUGAAGCUCAGGGACGUGGUCGUUGUUAUCGCUACUUUACACGGGUUGGCCUCGACACUUUUCUCAGCAACCGCGGUCAGAUAUUAGCCGGUCCCAAUCAUGAUCAAGAGGGUUGUGCGGAUGAAAACGAGACAUCAGCAUCAGCAGCUGUACCUGAAGAGCGAGAGAAGGAUGAUGAUACAUCAAAUGGCACCAAACGGGCAUUGACAACCACAACCAAUGAGACACCACCACCACCACCUUCAAAGAGGGUCAAGACAGUAACAGAGGGUGGAUUUACCAAGGGCACGCGACAAUCCAUGAAAGGCACCAAUGUCACUAUGGACAAUCGAAGAAAUGCCAUGGCAACCAUUGUCUUGCGCGACAAAGUACGCGAGUUGCAUGGUGAUUUAAGAGAGGAAAUUAUGGUACAAGCGGGUGAAGCGGAUAGCAACCAUGUGAUAGCAAGAGCGACCUUGAUGCGGAUGGCAGAGCGAUUGGAGAAGAGCAACGUGAUCCGUAUUAUGAAAACGGCAGUGCCUACAAUGACGGGUGCCAUCGAGACAAAGAUUCUUUUGCUUCACCCUGAUGUGGGCGACAAUGAUGAGAUUGUAAAGCAAUACAUGGAACGGCUGAGGAUGAAUCGCAUGGUCAAGCCCAUUGUUUGCAGGAAAUUGCCUGAGCUUGAAGUUUAUGACAGAGGAGAAUCAGCAACACCUUCCACAUCGAAUGAAAUGACACCUAGACAACAUGCCGCAUUGCAAAAGGUGUAUGGUGCUCCUGACAAGUAUUGGCGUGAAGUUGCUUUGCGUCAUGGUUGGCUUAGUUCGAGAUGGCUACGCGCUCGUGUGUUGCAUGAAUAUCUCUUUGAUCAGAAAAACAGCAUGGAUGCCGUUGAUUUUGGAAACGUGAUUUCGCAUAUGCCACUGGAUGUUUAUCGUAAAGCAUUUGGUAUUUGCAGCUACACCGAGGAAGCCGAAGAGUUUUUACGCAACAAUGACAACCCAGAGAUACCCCUUUCCAUGAUACCAUCCAAUUUGCAUCCUACCAUUAUCACCAGCACGAGUCGAUUAAGGCACCGUUUAUUCAAGUUGUUGGCUAUUCUGGAAGCAUUGGAAUUGAUGGAACCACACACCUUGACGCGCCCAACAACAGCCACAGAAGAGCGACCUACCAUCACCUUGACACGCAUUGGUAGAAUACGCAACUUUUUGGAUGCAUCACGGCCUAUCCUCAAAGAAAUUGAGUUCCACUCACUCGACAAUGUCAAGGCAUUUUGGGAUGAAUUACAAUUCACGUGCACUUGUGAACACACUCGAACCACAGGGACCCCUCGUGGCCAAGGUGAAAAGGAAGAUUUGCUAAGUUCCAUCACCAUAGCCAGAACAUGGGGUAUCCAUAUCCUAUUGAAUCCUCAGCAGCGUCAGCUACUUGAAUCGCAUGUGGAUCGCACCAAAGGAAAAGCACCUUGUGACGAUGACAAGUUGAUUUUGCAUUUAUCACGACAAGUAUCAUUAGCGCCUUCUCGUGUCAAGCGGUACUUUGAAGGGAUCAUGCGGCUGCAUCAUGGUGGUCCUAGCAGUGGCAGCAGACCGGCUCGAAAAACGCGCCCUCCAGAGGUUGUUAGCAAUCUUAUCAAAUCGGCCAUCUCAGGAGAAAGCGUACAGGCUUACAAGUCAAACAACAUUGAGCAGACAUUUACUCCCACUCGACGCUACUUGAGACAUCGAUUUCCAACAUCCAAUACAGCAGAUUUGUCACGUCCCAAAAAGUAUAGAAAGUGGAAGAAAACGGAGCAAGAUGUCCUCAUCCAUGCUUUUACCAUCAUGCGUCAACGUGCCGAUGCACUCCAUAUUCCGAUAGCAUGGAGGCCGAUUGAACAAGUUUUACCGGGUUGGGAUUAUGAGACGUGUCGACGGCGUUUGCAUCAUAUGAAGAGUCAUUCUCCUCAUCUUGGACAAGAUUUGGUCAACUUGAAGCAACAAUGGAUAAAGAUCUACAAUGAUGGCAUUCGAUCUGGUGAAUUGGUGGAUGAUCGGCCUUGGGAUGUUGUCGAUUUUGAUUUACCAGGGCAAUUGGAAUAUUUUGUAACCAAGUUACAUGCAUCACCGGUCCAGAUAAAUGCAUCAUUGGAUCGUUUACCGGAUCAUCGACAAGAACUUUUGGAUCUCUACAACAUCGUUUCCAGGAUACCCUAUCAGCACAUGGAAACCAUGCUCACUGUACACGGUGAUCGGAGGAACCUUCAACACGAUCCCACUUGCUCAAGAAUCACGCAUAUUGCUGUGUUGAUCAAGAUGGUGCUGUUGACAGCAACGAGCGAUUACGACCCGAAGAUUGCUCAUACAUUAUUGGAACGAUUCAGUCAGCAGGAAACGAUGGAUGCAACUCGAUACUUGCGUGAUGCAGGGGUACUGAUCAAGAACAGAAGCUUUGGUGCAAAUCGAAUGAUCCCAGGUCGACAAUACAAUUUUUCGGAAAAGUUCUUGAAGAAGUUUACUUGCUCGUUUUAUCCCUCUCGGUUACUACAACAGUCAAGUGAUUUUUAUCAAGGAUUGCAACCCAAGAUAGACCUAAACAAGGAUCAAAUAUCGGGAGGAGCUAUGGCUGUUAUAUUGGACAUGCUAUCUACGGAUCAGAUGAAACUCAACAUGAGAGAUGAAGAGCAAUACUUUAAGGCGCAUUACAAUUCCACAUUGGCCGAAGUUGUUGAUGAUAAUCUUUCUGCAAAAUGGAUUAAUCAGGGAUUUGAUGUUAUCCUCGAUACCAACAAGCCCUCCAUAUCCCAUGAGCAACAUGCCGAGCCAUUCGAUACCGAUACUUUUAUGCCACCUAUGGAAGCAGUCGAUGCAUUGGAUUCAGAUACCCGUUCUGUGUACGAUUUGAUUGACCAUUAUGGAAAAGAUGGGGCCACACUGCCUCUGCUCAAAGGCCAACUUGACAUACCGGAUAGCAAGAUAAUACAGGCGACCCAGCAACUAAUAUUGGAGUCAUUGGUUAUCCGCGUUGGCUUCUCGGAUUUGCGUCUCGUCACCUAUCGACAUGUUGGCCAUUGGGCGAUCCCACUUGAUGACAGCAAGCAUUUUCAUCCUCGAAUGUGGCGCAAUAUUCAUGGAAAGACAAUUCCCACUGUAUUGGAAGGAUGUGCAGAAGCUGUACUCCAGCAUAUUUUAUCAACGCCGGGUAUCAAGCAGUCUCAAUUGUGCGACAUCUUUGAAGGAUACAUGGCUAAGACCGAAAUGAUGGAUGUGUUGCAAUAUCUGGAACAGCGACAUGCUAUCAAGAGCAAGCAGUUUCAUGAAGUGAAAAAGGUUGGGCUCUUUGGACGGCGUGUAUUUAGCAAGUCAUUAGAUAAUGAUAAGAUAGCUCACGAUAGCGUCAUCCAUUAUUGGCCUUUAGCUGGAUACUACAAGUCCAUACAAGUUUCGAGAUGA